AUGACUACAACAGAGAUAUUCUUUUACAAGUUCUUGGUGACAAAACAAGUGUUUUUCAAAUCAAAAUACACAUAUGCAUUAGUUAAUCUAAAACCCUUAGUUCCGGGACACGUUUUAGUGGUUCCGUUACGUACAAAUAUUUUAAGAUUUGCUGAUUUAUCUUCAGAAGAAUCCAUUGAUUAUAUGAAUACACUUCAGUUGAUUCACAAGUUUAUACAACAUAUAUAUAAAGCUGAUGCAUUGAAUAUAGCUAUUCAAGAUGGACCUGAGUCCGGACAAUCUGUACCACAUUUGCAUACCCAUAUUAUACCAAGAUACAAAACAGACGGAUAUGGAGAUUCUAUUUAUACAAAGUUGGAAGUGGAAGAUUUGGAAACGCAAUAUGAAGAGUUUUUCGCUAGGAAAAAUUCAUACAGAGAAGCAUAUGAAGAUAAAGUAGAUAAAGAAUUAGCUAAAAGUGAUUCAGAUAGAGUUCCUCGAGAUGAAGCCACCAUGGCUAAAGAAGCCAAUUGGUUAGCUCAAGAAUUGGAAAAGUUUAAAGGAAAUUAA
Messenger RNA from Candida tropicalis MYA-3404, 549 nucleotides. Its product is annotated as HIT family protein. The coding region runs from base 1 to 549 and encodes 182 amino acids. The record is from RefSeq and is a predicted model, not a curated record. Gene Ontology annotation, molecular function: catalytic activity. NCBI's taxonomy places the organism in Eukaryota, Fungi, Ascomycota, Pichiomycetes, Serinales, Debaryomycetaceae. The transcript has a single exon.